AUGUCUGACGACGAGGAGGAGGGGGCAACCCAGAACGCAAACAAGGUUGUUCUUCCAGAAUUUCAUGAGCGGCACAACGAACUUCGCCCAGACCUCUUUGAGAAGAUCCUGGUCCUUGCCGGUGAAGCAGUGCAGAAACACAAGCUACAGAAGGAUAUAGCCCAGCACAUCAAGCAGGCUUUGGAUACCGACGUCGAUUUCAACGAACUAAUCGGCAAGGGGCCGUGGCAGGUCAUAGUGGGCCGCUCCUUCGCAUCUUCUGUCACCCAUGAGGCUAUGCACAUCGCCUUCUUCGAUUUGCCCAAACACCAGGAGACUUUCCUCAUCUACAAGUCCUUGGGUUCAGCUGCUCUGGCCUCAGUGGCCUCAGCGCGGCGCUCGAAGAGAACUGCGGCCCUGCGUAACCGCAACCAGCGCGUAGCAGCUGUGGCAAUGCACGGAACACCGGUGUGUGCUGGUGUGGUCAUCACUGGUGGAGCUGCUGGCGUGGGCUACGCGUACGCGGAUGAGCUGUUGGCUCGUGGUCAUCAGGUGGUCAUCUGCGACGUGAAGGACUGCUCAUCGGCUGUCGAAUCUCUCAAGGCGAAGCACGGCGAGAAAGCCAGCAUAUAUGCCACAACAUGCGACGUGUCCAGCAUCGAGAGCAUCAACAAUCUCAUCGAGUUCGUGAAGAAAAGCAUUGGAGUUGUGCACUACUGGAUCAACAAUGCCGGCAUCAACGGCGGAAGACGACGCUUCACCGAGAUCACCCCCGAGAUGGUGGACACCGUGGUCCGGGUAAACUUGGGUGGCAUUGUCCUUUGCACACAUGCCGCGAUGAGAAUGAUGGAGCAGCAGAAAGGUGUCGAGAGCCACAUCUUCAACACCGUCGGCAGUGGUGUCAAAGGUGGCGGCACACCGGGAUAUGUCACCUAUGGUGCUACGAAGCGUGGCCUGCCCCAGAUGACGGAAUCCCUGGUGAAGGAGAUCGAGGAAGGCGUGCAAGGGUAUGAGAAGGUGGAGACGCCUGGAAAGGUUAACUGCCACUGCCUGUCGCCUGGCAUGGUCUUCACCGACCUGCUACUGAACGACUCGACGCCUGAGUUGCGGAAGUUCCCCUUCGGGGUCCUGGCAGCACAGCCAGAGGAGGUGGCCAAGGAUUUGGUGCCCAAAAUCCUCAGUGUCAGCGGCAACGGCAAGUCUGUUGAGUUCCUCACGGUCGACAAGAUCUUGACAAAGUUCUUUGGACGCUUCAUCCUGGGAGAAAAAUCGAAGUACAUCGACGAUGAUGGCAACGUCAUCCAAAUGCCUGGUGCACAGUAUCAGGACAAUGGCGUUCGAGUUCUCUACGACGGCAUGAAGUGA
Molecule: messenger RNA, 1344 nt
Organism: Symbiodinium sp. CCMP2592
Lineage: Eukaryota; Dinophyceae; Suessiales; Symbiodiniaceae
Source: the annotation of a GenBank genome assembly